Chilo suppressalis (striped riceborer) is the source of this 642-nucleotide messenger RNA. NCBI's taxonomy places the organism in Eukaryota, Metazoa, Arthropoda, Insecta, Lepidoptera, Crambidae. The record is from the annotation of a GenBank genome assembly.
UAACAACACAUACAUCGGCCUUCUGUUUACUCUAAACCAUUAGGAAAAGUUUUUAUAUCAAAAACACAGAAAGAUGAAGGUCCAACUGAUAUGCUUUAUCACUAUAUUAAGCAUUGUGUCUUCAACAUACGGCAAGUCCUCAGCACAAUAUUUCUGCGGGAGACGUUUAGCUAACACCUUAGCUGUACUCUGCUCAUACGACGAGGUUUCAAAGAGAUCUAGCAACUCGAUUGAAUCUAUUUUUGAGACGAACAGAGAUAUAUACGACGAUCAAGAGUCACAGAAGGAUCUGAGUUCGGGCGAGUUAGUGCAGUGGAGCAAGUUUAUCGAAAGCAGACGAGUCAAAAGGGAUGCAUCAAAGGACUCUGUACAAAAUGAGCUCUCGGAAAAGGAAACUUUGGACUUGAAAAGAAAUAAUUUGGGUGCGAAUGCUAACGAUGAUUGGAAGAUGCAGAUGCUGCAAGGCUUUCGUCACAAGAGGGGUGUCGUCGCUGAGUGCUGCGACCAACCUUGCAAACUAGACGAAUUGCUCACUUACUGCUGAAAAACUGAAGUCGUUUAUUUUUUACUCCGCCAUGUUUGAAUUGCUGUAUGUUGUUGUGUUCCGGAGAUGUUUUAAAUAAAAUAUCUGCUUAUUGAAGG